AUAAAUAAUGAGGACAUGGUGUGUGCUACAAUGACCACAUCCCACACUCGGUCUCGGACAUAGACUGCACCAACUUCUUCUUCUUCUUCUUCAACCUCUUUCCCUCUCUCCUCUUCCUUUGUUUCUCUUUCCAUGGAAGCUCUUUCAUUCCCCGCUAAAUCACGCUUCCUCUCAUCAACCUCCCCUCAAUUCACUAAUUUCAAGCUCAAAUUCAACCGUAAUUUUUCCUUUCCCCCAAAACCUAAACCUAAACCAAAAUCCCCAAUUACUCUCCGCAACAUCUCCUAUUUCGCCUUCGUCAAAUGCUCCGCUCAUUCUCACUCUCACUCCCACAACCAUAAUCACAGCCACGAACAUGAUCGUGACCACAAUCACCGCGAUUCUCACAACCACAAUCACAAUCAUCACUGUCACGGUCACGGUAAUUGCGAUUCUACUCUGACCAAACCUCAGCAAACAUUCCUCCGCUUCGCGGAGGCUGUAAAGUGGAUCCAUCUAGCUAACUUCCUCAGGCAACAUUUGGAGCUCUGCUGCUUCGCAACGGCGCUUUUCCUAGCCGCCGGCGCGUGCCCUCACUUGCUACCUAAGCCCGCCGCUGCGACUCUUCAGCAUGCCUUCACUGCCGUCGCCUUCCCUCUCGUUGGGGUAUCCGCGUCGUUGGAUGCGGCUCUGGACAUCGUGGGAGGGAAAAUCAAUAUUCACGUGCUCAUGGCUUUGGCCGCAUUUGCUUCGGUUUUCAUGGGGAAUGCGUUGGAGGGUGGAUUGCUUUUGGCUAUGUUCAAUUUGGCUCAUAUUGCGGAGGACUACUUUACUAGAAGGUCUAUGAUUGAUGUCAAGGAAUUGAAAGAGAAUCAUCCCGAUUUCGCGCUUGAGCUCGAUGUGGAGAACGGGAACAAUCCAUCUUUUUCUGAUUUGAAGUACCACAAAGUUCCUGUAAAUGAUUUGGAUGUUGGAUCAUACAUAUUGGUCAAAGCUGGUGAGUCAGUUCCAGUGGACUGUGAAGUUUUCCAAGGUAGUUCAACUAUUACUGUAGAGCACUUGACCGGGGAAGUCAAACCUGUAGAGAGAAAAGUUGGGGACAGCAUUCCUGGUGGGGCACGAAACCUCGAUGGUAUGAUGAUUGUUAAGGUGAAAAAGUCAUGGAAAGAGUCAACACUUAAUAGAAUAGUACAACUGACUGAAGAAGCUCAGCAGAGUAAGCCAAAACUUCAAAGGUGGCUUGAUAAGUUUGGCGAACAGUAUAGCCGAGCAGUUAUAAUUUUAUCUGCGGCUAUUGCAUUGAUUGGCCCAAUCCUAUUUAGGUGGCCAUUUUUCAGUACAGCAGUAUGUAGAGGAUCAGUUUACCGUGCAUUGGGGCUCAUGGUAGCUGCAUCACCCUGUGCAUUGGCUGUAGCACCACUAGUCUAUGCAACUGCAAUUAGUGCUUGUGCAAGAAAGGGAAUCUUAUUGAAAGGUGGUCAUGUUCUGGAUGCACUAUCUUCAUGCCGAAAUAUUGCAUUUGAUAAAACUGGUACUUUGACUACUGGAGAAUUCAUGUGCAAAGCAAUAGAACCAAUUCAUGGACAUGUUAGCAACAACAAGAAACAAAAUUAUAUGUGUUGUGUACCCAGCUGUGAGAAAGAAGCUCUAGCAGUCGCUGCUGCAAUGGAGAAGGGAACUACUCAUCCUAUUGGAAGAGCUGUUGUGGAUCAUAGUGUUGGGAAGGAUCUCCCUCCAGUCUCUGUAGAAAGAUUUGAGAAUUUACCAGGAAGAGGUCUUUUUGCAACAAUU
Molecule: messenger RNA, 1770 nt
Organism: Salvia splendens (bonfire salvia)
Lineage: Eukaryota; Viridiplantae; Streptophyta; Magnoliopsida; Lamiales; Lamiaceae
Product: probable cadmium/zinc-transporting ATPase HMA1, chloroplastic
Exons: 7
Cellular component (GO): membrane
Molecular function (GO): ATP binding; ATP hydrolysis activity; transporter activity
Source: RefSeq, a predicted model, not a curated record